GGAGAGAGAGAUAAGGUGCUCUUGCGAUGGAGGCGGUGUCUCUGUCGUGUCUCCCGACCACAUACCAGCGGUAUGGUGGUUCGGAGGGUUUGCAUUUUGUACGGUCGCAUAGUACCCGAGCGCUGACCAAGAGUCAAGCCCGUAGACCGAGGAGAUUGGUGGUGAGCUUUGGGAGCCAAGGCCAAGGGUCGGGAAAUUCGGAGGAGAAGGUGCCGUCAUGGGCGAAGACCGACUCGGACGAGCCACCUCCUUGGGCCAGAGACGAAGGCGGUGGAAGUAGUAACGGUGGCUCCCCCCAACAAGACUUUCAGAUCCCUUUCUUCGUCUAUCUACUUGCCUCCACCGUCACCGCCAUUGCUGCUAUUGGAUCGGUGUUCGAGUACGUGAACAAGAAGCCGGUUUUCGGGGUCUUGAGCUCAGACAGCAUCUUCUACACUCCCUUGCUCGGAUUCUUUGCCAUUACUGGCAUCCCUACUUCCGCGUUCUUGUGGUUCAAAUCUGUUCAAGCUGCCAACAAGGAAGCUGAAGAACAAGACAGAAGAGACGGCUUUCGCUAGAGACAGCUCCCAUCUUGUGUGUGUGUUUGUGUUAAGGCAAACAAUUAAUCGAAUAUAUAAUUCUCACACAGAAUUUGGCAUUUGCA
Messenger RNA from Tarenaya hassleriana, 643 nucleotides. RefSeq lists its product as uncharacterized. The record is from RefSeq and is a predicted model, not a curated record. NCBI's taxonomy places the organism in Eukaryota, Viridiplantae, Streptophyta, Magnoliopsida, Brassicales, Cleomaceae. The transcript has 3 exons. Bases 27 to 557 code for a protein of 176 amino acids.